Clonostachys rhizophaga is the source of this 333-nucleotide messenger RNA. The record is from the annotation of a GenBank genome assembly. Lineage: Eukaryota; Fungi; Ascomycota; Sordariomycetes; Hypocreales; Bionectriaceae.
AUGUGGGACCCCCAGACUGGGAAGACGUGGGAGGUUCAGAAUGCGCAAAUGCAGCAGCAGCAUCCGUACCAUGCUGCUCAAGAACUUGAACAGCCACCACCACUGGCACCCCAGGAGAUGUAUGCGACCUUCCCAGAGCUUGACAGCCCCCAAUCUCCCUAUCCAGUCGCCGAACUACCUACCAGUCCAAUUCUUUUGCCGAAUACGAUUGCGGGAACAGGCCGGGAGGUGCAGAGAGAGCGGGAGGCGGAACAGAAUGUGGCCAUGGCUCAAAGGGGUCACAACCCAAUUGCAUGUAAUAUCAAGUUGGUCCUCCGAAGGGGCACAAAUUAA